Molecule: messenger RNA, 1194 nt
Organism: Adineta ricciae
Lineage: Eukaryota; Metazoa; Rotifera; Eurotatoria; Adinetida; Adinetidae
Source: the annotation of a GenBank genome assembly
AUGCCUGAAAAAAGUCAAACAAUGGUCAAUGGUAUCAGUAACGAUGCGUCAUAUGCUGGUGCUUGUUCUGAUGUUAGUACCGAUGGUUAUCUUUCAUUUGGUCCAGAAAAUCGUUACAGUGAAAUACCAGUACUUCGACUUUUUCUUGGUAAAUAUCAAAUGUAUCCAUCAAUGAUGGAAUGUCAGACGGAUGAUGAUGCUCUUUAUUAUCAUGUAACAACUAUUCUAAAUUAUCUUCGUGAUCAAUAUCAUCAUGAUAUCAAUAAAGAUUGUAUUUUACGAAGAUAUAAUCGAAAAAUUAAGAAAAGUUAUUCCAAUUCUCGUUUAAUUGAUCUUGGUAAUGGUAUUAUGAUUCAUUUUGAUCAAUCAUAUUUUGAUGAUGAUAUUAAAAAUCCCAAUAAACUUACAGCUGAUCAUUCUGAUAAUUAUUUUCUUGUUUCUCAGAUAAUUAAAAUUUAUUAUCUACCAAAACAUGAUUCAUUAGUUGAUGAUUUAUCUAGUCAAUUCAAAGAAAUGACUGUUUUCUCGUCAAAAUCAUGUACUUUACAAAUGGUUUGUCGUAAUUCAUGUGGUUUUUAUCUCAGUUCAAUCAAAAUUAAAAAACCAUUAAUUACUGAUCUUGCUCUUCAUUAUGGUAAAAAAUUUGUAUCUAUUCAUGAUAAAAUUCUUAGAAAUCUCAAUACAAAAGAUUCCAAAGGUAUUGUUCUUCUCCAUGGUAUUCCAGGUUCAGGAAAAACACAUUAUAUUCGAUAUCUUAUUCAAGAAGUUGAAGAUAAAACAUUAAUUUAUGUUCCACCAGAUAUGGCUAAAGAAAUUUCUUCACCACAAUUUCUUCCAUUUCUUAUGGAAUACCAAAAUGCAAUUUUAAUUAUUGAAGAUGCUGAAAAUAUCAUUAAAGAUCGAAGUGAAACAACAACACCAUCACAAGCUGUUGCCAAUCUUUUGAAUUUAUCCGAUGGUUUAUUAGGUGAUGCUAUGCAUCAACAAAUAAUUGCAACAUUUAAUUGUGAUUUAACAAUUAUUGAUCCAGCUCUAUUACGAAAAGGUCGAUUAAUUGCCAAUUAUGAAUUUAAUAAACUUGAUCUUGAAAGUGCAAAGAUUUUAUCAGAUAAAUUAGGUUUUGGUCAAGAAAAUAUUACUGAACCGAUGACAUUAGCUGAAAUUUACAAUCAAGGCAAUACAGAAGAAAAUUAG